Molecule: messenger RNA, 841 nt
Organism: Gilbertella persicaria
Lineage: Eukaryota; Fungi; Mucoromycota; Mucoromycetes; Mucorales; Choanephoraceae
Product: putative cyclase-domain-containing protein
Exons: 2
Coding region: 14-802 (262 amino acids)
Molecular function (GO): arylformamidase activity
Source: RefSeq, a predicted model, not a curated record
CUUGUUGCCAAACAUGCUUCCUACAUAUGAUGAAUUACCUAUUGAUCCUAAAUACCCUCCUAAAACUGCUUGGGGAGUCUGGGGAAUAGGUGAUAACUAUGGCACGAUUAAUCUGUUGACACCAGAGCGUAUAGCAAAGGCAUCAACCUGUAUUCGUCAGGGUACCACUUUCCCCCUCAACUGGAAACUUGAGCAACCAAACCCAGGUUUGUUUGGAAGAAAAUUGAUUCAACAUGAAUUCAAAUGCGGUGAGCUUGGUAAUACCAGUUUUUGGGAUGAUACCUACCAUGAAUUCAACACACAGGCAUCCAGUCAAUGGGAUGGUCUAAGACAUUUUCCACACUGCCCUUCUGGCUUGUUUUAUAAUGGUCUUGAGUCUUAUACGAUUGCCAAGGGACUCAAUGAACUCACGGGGCGGUUAGGUAUCCAUCAUGUGGCUCGACGAGGUAUUGUAGGCCGUGCUGUCUUGCUUGAUUAUGGCCAAUGGGCCAUGAAACACAAGUCUGAUUAUCAUCCAUUUGACAGGGAUGAAAUCACAGUACAGGAACUAGAUCAAGUGGCCCAUGCUCAAGGAGUUGUGUUUGAAGAAGGUGAUAUUCUCUUGCUUCGUACAGGAUGGAUGGAAGCAUAUGAAAAGCAACACCGAGCAUGGACAGACACACCUCCUGCUGCUGCGGGCGUUCUACCUUGUGAAGAUACCUUUCGAUGGUUAUGGAAUCAUCAUUUUGCUGCUGUUGCCUGUGAUAAUUUCUCAUUUGAAGUAUAUCCUGUUCAAGAUUGGAAUACAAGUUGCCGUAAGUAAAAUAGCUUGACUCUGUGUCAUCCUCAACUUCUUUUAAAU